Pseudogymnoascus destructans is the source of this 4286-nucleotide messenger RNA. RefSeq lists its product as uncharacterized. Gene Ontology annotation, molecular function: RNA polymerase II cis-regulatory region sequence-specific DNA binding; DNA-binding transcription factor activity, RNA polymerase II-specific; zinc ion binding. The coding region runs from base 340 to 3813 and encodes 1157 amino acids. NCBI's taxonomy places the organism in Eukaryota, Fungi, Ascomycota, Leotiomycetes, Thelebolales, Thelebolaceae. The transcript has 3 exons. Gene Ontology annotation, cellular component: chromatin. Gene Ontology annotation, biological process: regulation of transcription by RNA polymerase II; DNA-templated transcription. The record is from RefSeq and is a predicted model, not a curated record.
ACUCACCCACCACUCACCCACCACCAAACAAACCACCAAGAAAAUAUCCUGCUGCCAUCAAAUCCCCGACCCUUUCCUUCAUUCUCUCCUCGCCUCGAUUGGCAAGCUAACCUUCACCCUCGCAACAAUCCAAACAACUAUUCACUCCCACUGCAUCCCUCAUUUCCAGUCCGAGUCCCACCAGCCGAUCGCCGCCGCUCCCUUGACGAAUCGCUCACGCAAUCCAACAAACCCAACCGCAACCACACAUUUGUUGUAGCAUGAUAGCAGUCCGACGACGCCCUCACCGCGCCGCGCCUCCCUCGACUCCCCUUGCCGCUGCGAGAGACCCUGCCCAGCAUGCCUCUCACGACGUCAUCCAGCGCUGCAAAUGCCACGACGAACGGCGCUCUCAACGAGAAUGUUGAUCCCGCCCUGAACCCAAAGCCUGCGACGGCCUUCCCCCCGCCCAAGACCGACAAGCCCCGGCCACACAUCUGCGCGACCUGCACGCGCUCGUUUGCGCGGCUCGAGCAUCUCAAGCGCCACGAGCGCUCCCACACCAAGGAGAAGCCGUUCGAGUGCUCCGAGUGCACGCGCUGCUUCGCGCGGCGGGACCUGCUCCUGCGCCACCAGCAGAAGCUGCAUAUGACCACCACGCCGUCGUCGCGGCCGCGGAACCGCCGCGAGAGCGCCAGCAGCACGGCCACGUCCGCCAAGAUACGGAAGGGCUCGGUGGCCAAGGGUCAUGGGCCGAUGAGGCCGCGCGCGAACACCAUCAGCCAUGUCGAUAAUGCGGCGAUACACCUGAUCGCGCCGAAUUCCGCCAACCCGAGGAAUAUCGUGCAAGGGACGCAUAGCCGGCAUGGCAGCCUGAUGGGGCUCUCGGCGCACGAUGGCUAUCAUUUGGCGGGGAUGUCGGCGGCGCUGGGGCAGCGGGGCAUGUCUCACAGUGUGCUGCCGAAGCUGGAUAUGGACGGGGUGAACGUGGCGGCUAUGGGCGGGGGGUUACGGACGGCGCCUGUGGACCCACGGAUCCUGGCCGAGUUCGACUGGGAUAUGUUCAACCGGGAGGGCAGCACCGUCAACCCCAACGCGUUACACUACAGCGAUUCCCCGCAGUCCAUGGCCAUCGACUCGGCGUCGGCGUACCAGCACGCAUUCCCGGAUGUGACCGGGGGCCAGCCAAUGGAGGAGGACUUUGGCUGGAUGAACGGCUUCGAGCACCAGCUGGACUUUACGGCAAACGAGAAUGCCAUUGACGGCUCGUCGCCCUCGGCAAUCAGCACGGCGAGCCAGAGCGGCAUCAGCGAGGUGAUGCUGGACGGCUCGAACCAGCCCGUGAACCCGGGGUCCAUGUGGCAGCAGAGCAUGAUGGCUCCGGCGCUGAUGGGCCCCGGGAGUUUCGGCUUCGACCUGUCCCUAAACGGCUUCCCGGAUUUCCUCCACAGCGGCGCCCCGAUCUCGCCACACAACCUCUCCCAAAAGCAGGCGUCGGAUACAUACUUCUCCACCCCCCCACCAUCGAUGAGCUCGCUGAGCCCGUCCAUGAUGCCCGGCCUCACCAACACCAAUGGAAUCCACCACACGAUGAACUUCGGCCCCGAGACGCCCUCCUCCGUGAACGGAGUCAACCCGUGUUCACCCGCAGCCACCAUCACCGAGGCCACGCGCCAGGUCCUCGUGGUGGCGCUGAGCCAGAUCACAUCGUUUGGCGGCCGCAAGAACUCGUUCCAGUUCAGCGCACCGGCGCACCUCCGCGGUCAGCCGAACGAGAACGCGCGCAGCCUGCCGAGCACGGCCGACCUGCAGCGAUAUGUCGGCGCGUAUGUCACGUAUUUCCAGCCGCACCUGCCGUUCCUGCAUCUGCCGACGCUGUCGUUUGAUGUUCCGGCGUCGCAGAUCAACUCGGCGAGGCAGUCGGGGAUGGUUGGCGGAAGGGGAUGUCUGAUGCUCUCCAUGGCGGCGAUCGGGGCAUUAUACGAGAUGGACCACGCCGUGUCGAGGGAGAUAUUCGAGCUGGCCAAGAAGAUGAUCCAGCUUUACCUGGAGGAGCGCAGGAAGGCGGACGUACGAAAGGCCGAUAUGCGAAAGGCAGGAGUUGCGGACUCGGGCCACGCCACGUCGGAGAAGUCGGUGCAUACGCCCGUGUGGCUUGUGCAGGCUAUGCUGCUCAAUGUCAUCUAUGGCCACAACUGCGGCGACAAGACGGCGGGAGAUAUCGCCGCGACGCACUGCGCUGCGCUCGUGAGCCUGUCCCGCGCCGCGGGUCUCCUGAGGCCGCCGAAUGGGACGCAGCCCGACGACCUGACAUCCUCGGACGAUACCCCGAUGGCGGAUAUGUGGUUGAACGGGGGCGUGCAGGAUAUAUCUGACGAGCAGCGGGAGUGGAUAAGCUGGCGGAUCACCGAAGAGCGGAAGCGGACUCUCUUCACCGUGUUCGCCCUGUCGAGCCUCCUCGUGUCGGCCUUCAACCACACCCCCGCCCUCACGAACUCGGAGAUCCUCCUCGAGCUUCCCUGCGAAGAGGACUUCUGGGCCUGCGACAGCGCAGCGAGCUUCAACGCCAAAGGCGGCGUCAAGGCGGCCAGCCAGAACCUGAUGCUCUUCCACGACGCACUCGGCGAACUCCUCCGCACCAGCGAGAAACAGCACAUGCACAAUGGGUACUCGAACGGCGGCGCGCCCUCGGCGACCCUCAAGCCCAGCACCUUUGGCUGCUUCGUCCUCAUCAACGCGCUGCACAACUACAUCUGGGAGACGCGGCAGCGCCACCACAACAAGCUCUGGACGAACGAGGAGACGGAGACGAUGCACCGCCACAUCGAGCCCGCGCUCAAGGCGUGGCAGGAAGCAUGGGCUAGCAACGCGAGUCAUAGCCUCGAGCGGCCCAAUCCCUUCGGCUUCAGCGCCUUCUCCGCGGACUCGAUCCCCCUUUUGGAUUUGGCGUACGUGCGGCUGUUCGUUAAUCUGUCCCGCUCCAAGGAGAAGUUCUGGCAGCGCGAUUAUGAGGGGAUGGCGGAGGAGAUCUCGACGGGGUCGGAGAUCGUGCAGCAUGCUGAGCACUCCCCAGGGCCUCAUGGGGAGGCCUCUUCGGGCGCGUCGGAGCAUGCGUCGGAGGCGACGGGGAGUAGUGCGCACUCGCAUUUUGGGGAUACGCCGCCGUCGUCGGGGGGGUCGCCGGGGUUUGCGAAGGUGUUGGUGGCUGCUGGUGGGGGGGUGCAGCAGCAGCAGAUGGGUAGCAUGAGUGCGCCCCUGCAGCAACAGACGACGAUGGCGCCGGGGACGACGUCGAAGCGCGAACGGCACCUGAGGAAAGCGGCGUUUUAUGCCGCGGACUCGCUGUCGAUGUCUGAUAAGCUCGGCGUCACCUUCGCCGACUUCACCUCCCGCGAACUCCCCCUCCAAUCCGCCAUGUGCGCCUUCGACUGCGCGCAAGUCCUCGCCGAAUGGGUUGCCACCGUGCAAGAGCGGGUCGGUGCGUACCUCGGGAUCCUCGGCCGGGAUGAAGUGGACUACAGCCAGGUGCCCGGGAUCAUGUUGCUGGAGGAGGAGGAUAUCAAGCUGCUCAUCAAGAUCCAGGAGGUGCUGCAGAGCGCCGAGAUGAAGAUGAGUUAUGAGGCUGGGAUGGUGGGGUUGCAGGGCUUGGCGGUGCAGCAGAGGAGUUUGGCGGAGGAGCCCGGGGGGUUUGGGGCGAGGAUCUUGAGGAUCACGAGUUUUAUGCUUGAUAACGCUGCGGUGUGGCCGAUGACGCAUCUCAUGGCGCGCAGUCUCGAGACGCAGGCGAGUCAUAUGAGGGCGCGGGCGGAGGCGUCAGUGAUGCAGAGGGUGUAGAGUGUUUGACGCUCGACGGCGCUGUAGGCGGACCGUCGGAUGCGAACUUUCGAAACACUCGAACCUGGAGAACUGGACGCCUUUUAAUGUGCGGACGGAACCUGCUGCUACUGUGUCGAAGAUACAUGUCGAUGAUGAUGUCGACGCGGCUAAAUCAACCAAAAAAAUGGGAUGCAGAUGCGGACAAGAAGGAUAAAUAACGCGUGCGUGCCUACCGACCCCGAUGAUGGGGCAAAAAGGGGCCAAGAAGAGAUAAGAGAGAAAGACGAUGUUUUGUUUCUUAUUUUUUCUUUAUUUAAAAAACGAACAAAAAGGGAUGAUAUGGACGGUAUGGAUGGGAUGGGAGAGAGAAAGUGGGGGAAGCGUAUAUAUACCUUGGAAUUUUUUGGGCAGGGCGGGGGAAGGGGGGGUUUAUUAUUUGACAUAUAACGACGUGAUAAGACGCAGCGCCUGAGAUUUUUUUUGAGAGAUGG